Molecule: messenger RNA, 960 nt
Organism: Caenorhabditis remanei
Lineage: Eukaryota; Metazoa; Nematoda; Chromadorea; Rhabditida; Rhabditidae
Exons: 7
Coding region: 1-960 (319 amino acids)
Source: RefSeq, a predicted model, not a curated record
AUGGAGAACUACAACAAAAAUUUGUAUGGAAUCGAUUGGUCUCUCUAUCUGAAAAUGUUCCCAGGAAAAAUGAGAUCUCCUACAAUCGAUCGAAAAAUGGAGGUGACCAUGUUGCAACGUCUCCUCGAUCAAGGAAUCAUCAACAAGGAGCCGGUCACAUUGGACCCAUUUUGGAGAAAUAUCGUUGAAGAGGAGAAAUGGGGAGGAGAUUGGAACACAUACAAAAAACACUUCAGCGGGGGUCUUUGGAAGAAGAUUGAGAGCCUCAACUUCAUCUCCACAGAGUACAGAGCUCUAAUGAUGUAUGUUUCCUCGCGUACGGUCUCUGAGACAUUUGAGAAAGAACUGGAGAAGGAUGGGUGCGUGUGCCAGUUUGAUGAGCACGACCGCAUCAUCUCAAUCGUCUCGAAAAAUAAGCUGGUGGAUGUUGGAGGAAAGAAGCUCGGAAAUAUCGCUCCAAACAAAAAUCGGAAAAAUAAGAAGAAAAAUGAGAAGGACGAUGAGGAAGAUGAGAAUAAGGAGGAGGAUAAAAAGGAAGAUGAGGAGGAUGAGACAAAAGAGGAAGACUGGGAUCAAUCAAAUUCAGUCAUUACGAUCGAAAGAUUUUAUGACAAAUUAAAAUCUCUAAUACAAACUCAUUGCAAGAGACACCGAUUAAAGCACUCGUUCGUUUUGGAAUUGGAUCAAAAAUCUAGAGACAAGGAAAUGUCGAACUUUGAAAUGGUCAAACACCUCGAAACGAUCUCCAGAAGCGUCGUCGAAUCUGAAGAUGAAGAUAUGGAUGUAGCGAAAGCGAAGAAGUUCGACAUCUUAAUGAUUAUCAACUCGAUGGCGAGUGGAAGAGGAUAUGAGAAAACGGAGGAGAGAAUGCUAAUGGCUCUCAACUUGGAAUGUGAACGAGAAGAGAGCAUUUCGUUGCGACAACUCGAACAUAUGAUUAUUGAGCAACUCGAGGAAUGA